This is a messenger RNA of Haliotis rufescens (red abalone), 2219 nucleotides long. Its product is annotated as peroxidase mlt-7-like. Gene Ontology annotation, molecular function: heme binding; peroxidase activity. Lineage: Eukaryota; Metazoa; Mollusca; Gastropoda; Lepetellida; Haliotidae. Gene Ontology annotation, biological process: response to oxidative stress. The transcript has 7 exons. Bases 1 to 1758 code for a protein of 585 amino acids. The record is from RefSeq and is a predicted model, not a curated record.
AUGAAACAUUUCUGUUGCAGGGAUGUCUGCCUCCCCAUCCCCAUCCCCCCGAACGAUCCCAAGUUCCGGAACAGGACAUGCUUAAACUUCGUACGCUCUAUUCAAGUUGCCAACGCCGACUGCCAAUUUGAGCCGGUGGAGCAGCUGAACCAGAUCACCGCCUUCCUGGACGGGUCCAUGGUCUAUGGAUCAACUCGGGAAGAGCAAGAGAAACUCAGACUGCAUCGCAAUGGCCUGUUAAAAUUUCACGAUCUGCAGCUUCUACCCGAAUCAAAGUUGAAAAACUGCGUUCCUGGAAAACCACAGCACUUUUGCUUCAUGGCGGGUGAUGAGCGAGUUAAUGAGCAUAUGGGUCUCACCAGCCUGCAUACAAUAUGGAUGAGAGAACACAACCGAAUUUGCCGAAUCCUGAAUCGACUUAACCCUCACUGGGACGAUGACCGAAUGUUCCUGGAGGCCAGGAAGAUUAUAGGAGCAAUGAUCCAGAAGAUCACUUAUGAUGAGUUUCUUCCAGUCCUCCUCAACAAGCCGACCAGAAAAUCCUUCAACCUUGUCUCAAACCAGUGGGGCUAUCGCAACGUUUACAAUGAGAAUGUAGACCCCAGCAUUAGAAGCGCUUUUGCUACCGCAGCCUUUCGUCUAGGACAUACUCUCAUCCGCGGAACAUUCUCAAAACUUGUGACACCGUUCGAAAUAUCUGGAGAAGCAACCUUGUUGACUCUUUUCGGAAACACUUCUUUCAUCUUAGACACGAGAGGUCAGUCUAUCCCGUGGCUGCUUGGCGGAAUGACCAGAGAUCAUUCUAGAAAGUUUGAUCGUUUCCUAACACCGGAUGUGACGGAUAACUUGUUCUUGGACAAGGAUGGUAACAGUCUGGAUUUGGCAUCUCUGAACAUCCAGAGAGGGAGGGAUCAUGGGAUGCCAGGCUACAACGCCUGGAGGAAAUGGUGCAACCUACCGGAAGCGGAGAACUUUGGAACUGGAAAGGGUGGGCUUGUAGAUCACCCAAGUGAUGCAGCUCGAAUACUCGGAACCUUAUACAGUCACCCGGACGACAUCGAUCUGUUCCCUGGUGCCAUCAGUGAACGCCCGCUUCCUGGUGGUGUGGUCGGAGCAACCAUCGCCUGCAUCAUUGGCAAUCAGUUCCAGCUUCUCAAAGAAGGAGACAGGUUUUGGUACGAGACAGGGUUGGAGCCAGUCCGGUUCUCUGUAGGCCAGCUCCACUCUCUCCGCUCAGCCUCGCUCGCCAGGGUUCUCUGUGACAAUGCGUUCAUGCCCCUCUUACAGCCAAGCGCAUUCCGAGUACCGGACUUCAUCCGUAAUCCCCUGGUCCGAUGCAGAGAUCUGCCAGAGCUUGACUUAACCUACUGGAGGGAACUCCGUCCUUUCUGGAGCACGUGGUCCGUGUGGUCACCGUGCAUCGACGGCAUGCAACAACGUCAACGGAGAUGCAGCUUCAGCUACAGCCGAUGUAUUGGUCCGGACAUUCAACAGCGAUCAUGCCAGAUGUUUCCACAUAUAUCCUUCGCGACAUGGACGAUGUGGUCAAGCUGGUCAUCCUGCACGAAUAACCUUCGACAGAGGAGCAGAUUGUGCCUGAGGAGUUUAGUUCCUGUCCACACCUGUAUUGGAGAUACGGCACAAAUGAUGGGGUGUUUUCAGCAACACAAGUUAUGCCCAUUUUCUCACUACAGCAUAGCGCGCAACGCUUGUCUGAGACAAUUCUCAGUUCAGAACUUUGGCUUAGGUGUUUUUUAGUAUUUACAUUACAUGGUGGGGGUACAUUAUCAGGGAAUUAAACAGAAUAAUCAAACCAAAGACGAGAACAUGUGUAGAAAUGAUAUUUGUACAUUGAGAUUUUUUGCAAAUUGGAUAUUAUAUUUUUAUAACAUAAUUUAUGGUGGUUGAUGAACAUUAAUAAAGCUGAUAACUGUCAACGUGUGUGUUAGUCCUCAAGUGUUUUGGGACGGUCGGGUAGCUUAAUGGUUAAAAGUGUUUGCUCGUCAUGCCGAAGAUCCGGGUUCGAUUCCCCACAUGGUUACAAUGUGUGAAGCCCAUUUCUGGUGUCCUCGCCGUGAUAUUGCUACAACAUUGCUUCAAGCGUCUAAAAACCUCACUCACUUACGCGUUGUGUUUUCAUUCAUACAACGAGAGGCAUUGCGUGUGUUUCGUAUUAUGUCUAACAUUUUGUUUCUCAGGAAUAAAGUGAAAUAUCCCAG